Messenger RNA from Suillus plorans, 876 nucleotides. RefSeq lists its product as uncharacterized. Lineage: Eukaryota; Fungi; Basidiomycota; Agaricomycetes; Boletales; Suillaceae. Bases 1 to 876 code for a protein of 291 amino acids. The transcript has 6 exons. The record is from RefSeq and is a predicted model, not a curated record.
AUGGCCUCGUUGCCAUCAGGACUCAUCAUCGGUUACUCAUAUAAGAAUGAUGGGUCUGACCUCAGCCUCACCAGUUUAUUUAUGUCAGAACGAACUUACAAAGUUGGUGAGGGCCUUGGUGAAGGUGUCGAGCGAUCCGUCCUUGCCCAAGCUGUCCAGAAGUUAACAAGUGAACUAUCCACUUGGGUAGAGACCAUGGAUAGGUUCAAGAGCUUUUCGACCCUCCCAUUUGGGGUGUUGGACCCAAAGAUGCCUGCACAACUUGUACAAGAUAUGUUAUCUGCAAGACAACUCAAGUUGCAAUGGCAGCUUUAUGCUGGCGUUCUUCUUGGAUGUCCAUCAGCAUUCACAUUAGAUGUCCCUCAAGAAAUUUUAGCAUUUGCUGAAGGGUUCAAUGUCUAUGUUAGUGAAGAGAUACCUUCCUUGGCAUCUUUGACACAUUUUAAGACCUUGCACCCAUCGUUGGAAGGGCUGAUUGCUGAGCUUUAUCAGCAACAUUUUAUUUCUCCUGCUCAGCUCAUUCAGCGCCUCGAAUUUGAGGUUGUGCAGAUAUCUGAAUCUGAUGGUGGGCAUGCACGCAGGCAGCCUGUCAUCGACUCAGAUAUGGAAGCAGCUUUCAUCUUGAGGUGUACUCAGUACCUGAGAGGUGUUGGCCAUCCGAAACAUCCUGCUGUUGAGGCAUCAAAUCCCAAGCAAAAUUUCUGUGUACAUGUUCACAAUCAAGGCUCGCUGUUCAUUGAACUGAAUUUUACACUCAGGUUCGCUUUACGAAAGGGCUUCCACAGAAAUAUGCGCAUUCAAAACUACCAGGAGUGGGCACUGAUUGGGAGCCAGCCUCCUAUCCAAUGCACUUUCAGACUUGUUCCUACUGAGUGA